AUGGGUAAACAAGAACUUAAUGAUAGCAGCAUUGGUGCCAUUCAGGACAGUGGAGACAACUCCAUGGACAUGGAAGAGUACAUGGCACGAGCAGACGCAGAAUUGGCCCAGAUGAAAACAAAGUGCAAAAGAAUGAAAAUACCGGCUGAGCCACAGCAGUACUCUGUCUCACCACUGCAGAACAUGAAGCAGCGACUCCAGGAGAACUACAGCGAGAUCGACACUGGUGUUGAAGACGAUAAAAUAUAUUACAGGCCGCAUAAAAGAGUUGAUCUAAGUGGAAGCGUAAAGAGGAAUAUGAUGAUAACUGUGGGAAUAACCUGUGGUCUUGGUCUGGUGACAUCUGUGGCGUAUCUGGCCACCAGAAGGUGA
This is a messenger RNA of Enterospora canceri, 372 nucleotides long. Lineage: Eukaryota; Fungi; Microsporidia; Enterocytozoonidae. The record is from the annotation of a GenBank genome assembly.